CGAGCAAAAAAACCGAAUCUGUCAUAAAGUAAAUCCAAAAUCAUAGGUUAUAUGAGAGUAGCUAGAAAAAUCCGAGUCUGAACCUGAUCUAAUUUUUAAUUGAUACGGAAAGUUACUUUAAGUCUUAAUUACAUAACUUUUUAGAUAUUUCUGUUCUUAUAAAAAAUAGUUUUCUUGUUUAAAAAUCAGAUAUCCUUUGAGUAACUAUGGAGGUUUUAUCAAGGCCUGCGGAAGAAUUCGACAACGAUGCAACUUUGGAACAAUUAUGGGCAGCUAAAGCUAUGGAACAUAACGAUGUAUAUUUUAACGUUAUAUGUUCUGUAGACACAAGAUGGCUACGGCUGACACAACAUGAUGACCUCAUCUACAAUCACUUUAGACAGGACUUCCCUGACAUGGAUGUGAAAUACAUAAAUGAAAAUGUACUAAAAAACAAUGUAAACAAAGCUCGCUGGCGUAUGUUCUGUGAGAAAUUUAAAAACAUUGUUGAAGACUAUAGCUUUGGUACAUUACUCCGCGCGGACACUUAUGGUGAUAAUUCUGAAGAAAAUACAAUUUUAGUACCAAGAGUUCAGUUCUAUGCCAUUGAGAUAGCCAGAAAUAGGGAAGGUUUUAAUAAUGAAGUAAAGAAACGAUGUAAAUGUACCUCCAAAUCUGCAAUAGAAGAUGAAGAACAUGCUCAAGAAGUUGCCGUUUGAAAAUAAUGCUGCAAGUCCUAAGUGUGCCUUUUGUAAUUACUUUGCAAUUUACUAUUUUCUUUUCCAUUUGAUAAAUAAUGGUUAAUAUAAGUUAAUCAAAUGUUAAGUGAUUAUAUCUUAUUUAAUGCCUAUACUUAAAUCUCGAUAAGCAAUAAAAUAUUUAUAGAUAAUGUAUAAGCAAUAGCUUCAAUUGUAUUAUAAAGCAGUUUUUAAGAGGAUUUUUCUCAAUAUUUCUUGCCAUAAAAGUAAUAAAGUCUUCAACAAUCCUAUAUAGAACAAAAUCCUUUAAAUUACGGAACAAAACUAUAAACAGCUGCUAAAAUAAAUCAAUGGAUGAGAUGCUCAAUUACUCAUACAUUUUUUA
Papilio polytes (common Mormon) is the source of this 1062-nucleotide messenger RNA. RefSeq names its product protein PBDC1. The transcript is spliced from 3 exons. The coding region runs from base 207 to 698 and encodes 163 amino acids. NCBI's taxonomy places the organism in Eukaryota, Metazoa, Arthropoda, Insecta, Lepidoptera, Papilionidae. The record is from RefSeq and is a predicted model, not a curated record. Gene Ontology annotation, cellular component: cytoplasm.